Messenger RNA from Engraulis encrasicolus (European anchovy), 2770 nucleotides. It is a transcript of the gene pfkfb4b, whose product is annotated as 6-phosphofructo-2-kinase/fructose-2,6-biphosphatase 4b. Gene Ontology annotation, molecular function: 6-phosphofructo-2-kinase activity; fructose-2,6-bisphosphate 2-phosphatase activity; ATP binding. Gene Ontology annotation, cellular component: cytosol. The record is from RefSeq and is a predicted model, not a curated record. Lineage: Eukaryota; Metazoa; Chordata; Actinopteri; Clupeiformes; Engraulidae. Bases 13 to 1554 code for a protein of 513 amino acids. Gene Ontology annotation, biological process: fructose metabolic process; fructose 2,6-bisphosphate metabolic process. The transcript is spliced from 14 exons.
UCCUCAGCCGAUAUGACAUACCCACUCUCCAGCCAGUCAGUUCAGUUCAGUACCACAGCUUCCGAAGACAGAAAGGCGUACUCUGCCAUGGUCUUGCCUGCCGCCAGCAGGAUGAUGACAUCGUGUGAAGAAGACGCACCGAUGGAAACAUCACCCCGAGAACUCACGCAAAACCCACUGAGGAAAAUAUGGAUGCCAUACAAAAAUGGUCUUCCCGAAAAGCACAUAUCGCAAAGAAAGGUAUGCAUGACCAACUGUCCGACCCUGAUAGUGAUGGUGGGCCUCCCAGCGAGGGGCAAAACCUACAUCUCCAAGAAGCUCACUCGCUAUCUCAACUGGAUUGGUGUUCCCACUAAACAGUUUAACGUGGGCCAGUACCGGCGCGAGUGUGUGAAGAUCUACCGGAACUUUGAGUUUUUCCGUCCAGACAACGAGGACGCUCUGAAGAUCAGAAGGCAGUGUGCUCUGACGGCGCUGAACGAUGUCCGACAGUACCUGGAGGUGGAGGGAGGUCAAGUGGCGGUGUUUGACGCCACCAAUACUACUCGGGACAGAAGGAGCAUCAUUAUGAAAUUUGCUGAGCAGAACGAGUACAAGGUGUUUUUUGUCGAGUCAGUGUGUGAGGACCCAAAUGUGAUUGCAGAGAACAUUGUGCAAGUGAAGUUGGGCAGCCCCGACUACAUGGACACCAACACCGAGGAGGCCAUCCAGGACUUCAUGAAGAGAAUCAAGUGCUACGAGAACUCCUACCAGCCCCUUGAUGAAAAUAUUGACAGGUCGUUGUCGUACAUCAAGAUAAUGGACGUGGGUCGGCGGUACCUGGUGAACCGCGUGCAGGACCACAUCCAGAGCCGCAUCGUGUACUACCUGAUGAACAUCCACAUCACGCCGCGCUCCAUCUACCUGUGCCGGCACGGCGAGAGCGAGCUGAACAUGAAGGGCUGCAUCGGGGGAGACUCGGGCCUCACCCCCCGGGGGAAAGAGUUUGCUGAGGGCCUGGGUCGCUUCAUGCAGGAGCAGAACAUUAAAGACCUGAAGGUGUGGACGAGCCAGAUGAGGAGGACCAUCCAGACGGCCGAGGCACUCAGCGUGCCCUACGAGCAGUGGAAGGCCCUCAACGAGAUAGACGCGGGUGUGUGUGAGGAGAUGUCCUAUGAAGAGAUUCAGGAUCACUACCCCCUGGAGUUCGCCCUGAGAGACCAGGACAAGUACCGCUACCGCUACCCCAAAGGAGAGUCUUAUGAGGAUCUGGUCCAGCGUCUAGAACCAGUGAUCAUGGAACUGGAACGUCAGGAGAACGUUCUGGUGGUCUGUCACCAGGCUGUCAUGCGUUGUCUACUGGCUUACUUCCUGGACAAGAGUGCAGAAGAGCUACCGUAUCUGAAGUGUCCUCUGCACACUGUGCUGAAGCUUACUCCAGUUGCUUAUGGUUGUAAGGUGGAGUCCAUCUUUCUCAAUGUGGAGGCAGUUAACACACACAGGGACAAGCCAGAGAAUGUGAAUAUCUCUCGUCUGGCAGAGGAAGCCUUGCUCACAGUCCCUGCCCACCAGUGACACUGAGCAUGUGCGGGGUGCCAGUGUGUCCCCAUGGCAACACUCCAUAAAAGGCUACUGAUUUGCCUGAGAGUUGUCAGUAACCAGCCCAGUCUCAUGGUGUCAUUUUUGCCCACUCCGCUGGUGGUUCUGUGUUUCAGGAACACAAACCAAUCACACAAGGUGGGACAGCAUUGUAGGUACCCCUCUGUUAAUGAAAGAGAAAACAAUAUUCAACUUAGUUUAAUAUUAUCUCAAUGGUUACUUACAAUCCAUGGAUAUGAAAGAUUUAACACAGGGGUACCAAAAUGUCUGUCCGUGUGUGCAUUUACAGCUAUAUUCACUACUUUUUUAUUUUCUUUAGAUUAUGACAUGCAGGUUAUUUAAAUUUCAUGGUGUCAUGAUAGAUAACUGGAAUCCAGUUCUUUAUUCAGUGGCAAUUAACUCUACUAUAAAGUGGGGUUGUGUGUGCAUGUGUGCGUGUGAGAGAGAGGGAAUGAGAGAGAAUGUGAACCUUAGAAUUACUUUCUGAUUCAAGCUUGACUAAAACUGUGAACGUGAAGCUCAUGAUUAACCUUUUCUUUUCUAUGUGACUUUUGUAAAAGUAGAGACUUGGUAGAUGCCUAUACUGUAUAUAGACUGGCAUUGUGUGUGACCUCUUCCAAGUCACUUUGUAUUAUGUUUUUUGGGAGCGUGUUGUUUUUAGUUAUAAUCUCGAUCUGUACAAUCUGUGCAUGCAGUUCAUGCUUGUUUUUAAAAUAAUAAUCUGUAAACGCACAAUACUUUUCAGUUUCAUUUUGCUUUUGUUGUCAACUCAAGGUUUUAGUACAAACUGGAAAAGCCAAAAAAAAGAGAAGUUUACAGGCGAUGAAAAGUAGCACAUACUCAGCUCAGCCUUAGAAUCAAGCUGGAAAAUCCGUUUUUUGGUUUGUUUUGUUUUUUGUAGUUUUUCCUAAUUUGCACAUAUUGCUUUAACAUUUCACUGCUGCUAUUGCACACUAAAAGAUUCAACUCAACAUUUUGUUAUUCAGUCUGUGGUAAAUGUUUAUCAGGCUUGGUCUCUACUCUGUAAACUACAGUACAGUAAUGCCUUGAAGUGCAAACUCCAUACAAUAAAUGUACAUAAAAUAUACUAUGUAAAGUGAAAGAGGAUUGUUUGUUUGUUUUCAUGCUUUUUUAUUUACCAGAUGCAAUGGUGGUACUAAUAAUGGCAAUAAAAAAAGGUAGUUUACCCUUA